Messenger RNA from Cryphonectria parasitica EP155, 982 nucleotides. RefSeq lists its product as uncharacterized. The transcript is spliced from 2 exons. Gene Ontology annotation, biological process: intra-Golgi vesicle-mediated transport. Lineage: Eukaryota; Fungi; Ascomycota; Sordariomycetes; Diaporthales; Cryphonectriaceae. The record is from RefSeq and is a predicted model, not a curated record. Bases 196 to 489 code for a protein of 97 amino acids.
CACCACUGCACGGCCCCCGUUGGUAGCGACAACCUUCAUUCGCCCGUCCACUCCAGCGGGACCAAAACUCAGAGAUCGUUUCCAACGUCAAAGAACAUCUCGGAAUCAGCUUCUGGAUCAAUCAAUCAACCAACAAGAUCUGCGAGAAACCUAAACCAAUAUACGAAACCACAGCGAAGAACAGAGACAGCCAACAUGUCCGAGGCCUACGAGCGCGAGCGCCAGAACAACAACCGGCUCGAUGAGCUGUCGGCCAAGGUCUCCGCCCUACGCGGCGUGACCAUCGACAUCUAUGACAACGCGAGAGCGCAGGAUGUCAUUGACAACACCUCUGAGACCUUCUCCAACAUGCGCACCUCCCUCACUGGCUCCGCAGGCCGUCUAGGCCGCAUGGCCGCCGCCGGAAACAAGGUCGCCGUCAUAAAGCUGGCGGCGAUCCUGGUCGGCUGCGUCCUGUUCCUCUACUAUGCGUGGAAGCUUUUCUUCUGAAAUGAGCGAGCGAACGAGAACACCGAUACCCGGCGAUCGAAGCAUGAGUUCGAAGUCGACCUUGUCACCCUACGCGGCAGAGAGAUGAAUACUAAGAUACACUGUGGACGAUGGAAGAUAUGGCUGGCAAGGCGAUCUUCAGGCGAGGCUGCGCCAUGCCGUGAUGAAUGAUCUAUGUAACACAUAUGAGCUAAUCAUGGGAAGAAAAUGAUAUGCGAGGCUCCAAGAGAGAUAGGCGAAGGAAUCUUCGACGGCCGAGCGAGGUCUACCUUUGCUAGGGCUUGCAACACGCUUUGACGAGUAUUCGCCCGCCCGAGCCAACGGGAACCUUCAAAUUUUCUUGGACUGGGCGAGGACAGGCAUAGCAAUGGCGUUCAAAUGGUUGUCCGAAUUCGAGGGGAAUUGUGUGUAUGUUACUUGCACGGUCGCAAGAGAGGGUCAUGCUGAAGGUGGAAAUCGACAUUUAUUUGCGCGCUUCAUCUAUACAUGCGUU